Messenger RNA from Fomitiporia mediterranea MF3/22, 1404 nucleotides. RefSeq lists its product as uncharacterized. Gene Ontology annotation, molecular function: hydrolase activity, hydrolyzing O-glycosyl compounds. The transcript has 15 exons. Lineage: Eukaryota; Fungi; Basidiomycota; Agaricomycetes; Hymenochaetales; Hymenochaetaceae. The record is from RefSeq and is a predicted model, not a curated record. Bases 1 to 1404 code for a protein of 467 amino acids. Gene Ontology annotation, biological process: glucan catabolic process.
AUGGUCGUAAUAGUAGACGGCUCACGAUCACAUCGUAUCCAUCAUUUCGUUCUGGUAUCCGAUUCGCCGUUGGACUUGAAGGCCGGCUUGAACGGUUCCGAUAGAUUGUGCUGGCUAGCUAAACGAUAUACGCUGGUCGGAACUGGAGUCCCCAGCCGGCUAAAGCCGUUCGCGACAUGUGGUCAACACCAUGUCAUGAAGUAUCCUACUUAUUCUCUGCAUGCUUUCUCUGCUCUGGCAGUCCUCGUGAGCGUGUACCUCGACUAUACCCGUAACCCGGACGCACAUUUCGACACCCGUUUACUGAUCUGCAUUACCUUGGACCCAGCAUAUACGGUACAUGAAGCCCACGGAUUUAAGUCCGAACAGACUCCGACAGAUGCAAUGGCCACGAGGGUCGUGAAAUCGGAUACUCGUUGCGCAUCCCACAAGGGGUUGCGAACGAGUCCGUUGGUCGCUAACUAUAAGUUGGUCGAGUCGCAUUCUGGCAGGAACUUCUUUGAUAACUUUACGUUCUGGAAUACGAGCGAUCCUACCCGAGGCGCCGUCAACUACCGCAGUCGAUCAGACGCUGAAGCAAUGAACCUCACGGGCGUCAAUAAUGUCGAAAAUGCAUACAUCAAAGUUGAGACAACUCCGGUAGUCUCCGGGGAUCGAUCAAGUAUCCGUAUUGGCACGGAAAAUACCUUUACUGAGGGAAUAUUCGUCAUUGACGCUCUCCAUAUGCCUCACGGAUGUGGCACCUGGCCAGCUUUCUGGUCGACUGGUCCUGAUUGGCCCACAUAUGGUGAAAUAGACAUCAUAGAGGGUGUGAACGAGUAUACGCAAAAUCAGGCUUCAAUCCACACGGCGUCUGGAUGCUCUCUGCCAUCGAUUUCAUCCAAGGUUCUUGGAAUGGAAGCGACUCUGGUCGGACCAACUGAUUGCGAUGCAAGGGAAACAAGGGACCAGGGAUGCGGAAUGAGGUCCAACUCAAAUAUCACCUUCGGCUCAGGGUUUAAUUCCGUCGGGGGCGGCGUAUAUGCCCUGGUUUGGAGCGACAAGGAAAUUGCCGUGCAUUUCUUCCCUCGCGAUUCUAUCCCACAGGACUUAUUGAGCGAUUCCCCGACGCCUGAUACUUGGGGAACACCAAUGACCCGCUGGCCGUCGACGGAUUGUGAUAUAAACAAGUUCUUCCAGAAUCACACAAUUAUUAUCAACACUACUCUCUGCGGAACUUGGGCUGGCCUUAUUUGGAACCAAACAGGUAUAGCAGGACAAGAUGCUAGUUGCGCUGCAAGUACAGGAUAUGCAACUUGCGAAGACUUUACACAGAACAACGGAACUGCAUUUGUUGAUGCCUACUGGGAAAUAGCAAUGCAUUAUUUCCGGGUCUGCCAAUCUGUUACGGGUGGAAAACUGUAG